AUGUCAAAAAAUUUAUUUGAGCGGAUAGUCGGUGAUUUGGAGGCUAGGUACCCAUAUUUUCAGAUGAGAUAUGACCGUGAUGGGAGAAUAGGGUUUGCCGGGGUACAAAAGUGUACAUCUGCAAUUCGUCAAUUGGCAUACGACGUUAGUAGUGAUUUUCUUGACGAGUAUUUGCAGAUGUCUGAACGAACAUCAAAGGAAUCUUGCCUACAAUUUUGUGUUGCUUCGUUUUGGGCAAACGGAAACCAUUACGAGAAGGGAUACUAUUUGGGCGAUGGCAUCUAUCCCGAAUAUGCUACAUUUGUGAAGACCUUUUCCAACCCGAUUGAUGAAAAAAGAAGACAUUUUAAGAAGAAACAAUAG
Messenger RNA from Erigeron canadensis, 363 nucleotides. RefSeq lists its product as uncharacterized. Bases 1 to 363 code for a protein of 120 amino acids. The transcript is spliced from 2 exons. The record is from RefSeq and is a predicted model, not a curated record. Lineage: Eukaryota; Viridiplantae; Streptophyta; Magnoliopsida; Asterales; Asteraceae.